Molecule: messenger RNA, 1287 nt
Organism: Aspergillus caelatus
Lineage: Eukaryota; Fungi; Ascomycota; Eurotiomycetes; Eurotiales; Aspergillaceae
Product: aminotransferase family protein
Exons: 2
Coding region: 1-1287 (428 amino acids)
Source: RefSeq, a predicted model, not a curated record
AUGAAGACAGCAUUCGGCAAGCCCAUGAGGCAACAGUUUCUCUUCGACGGCUCUUGGGUAAACAUGAACCACGGCUCCUUCGGCGCCAUCCCCAAAUACGUCCGCAAGUGCCUCCUCGAGAAGCAAGACCUCGUGGAAACAUCUCCAGACGCCUUUAUUCGCUAUGAUUACAGUAAACACCUCCUUGAAUCACGUAAAGCUGUCGCCGACCUGGUCAAUGCCCCGCUGGGAACUAUAGCCCUAAUCCCCAACGCAACAAGCGGCAUUGACACUAUUCUCCGCAACCUCGACUACACAGCCCGCGACCACAUUCUAAGCUUCAGUACAGUCUACGGCGCCGCAGAACGCACGAUGCUCCAUCUCGCCGAAACAACUGGCGUGAACGUCACCCGCAUCCCUCUCGCCUACCCCCUCUCCGACGCGGAAGUUCUACACAGGCUCUACCGCACCGUGGCCCAAAUUCGCGAAAAAGACGAAGACAUCAAAGUGGUCGUCUUCGACACCAUAGUCUUCGAGCCCGGCGUGCGCAUGCCCUUCGAAGCCCUGAUCACCGCCUGCCGCGAGCUGGGUAUUCUCUCUUGCGUCGACGCCGCCCAUUGCGUCGGCCAAAUUCCCAUUGAUUUAUCCGAUCUGGAACCGGACUUCUUCGUCAGUAACCUGCACAAAUGGCUCUUCGUCCCGCGCGGCUGUGCCGUGCUCUACGUCCCCUCCCGGAACCAGCAUCUGAUGCGAACGACGUUUCCUACGAGUUGGGGUUAUAGGCCCAAGAAUGCGACUUGUCAGGGUCAGUUCCGGCAGACAUUCGACGAGCAAUCCGAGUUUGAGACCUUGUUUGAGAGCUUUGGGACGAUGGAUUAUAGUCCCUUUCUCUGCGUAGCUGAUGCGUUGAGGUUUCGGAGGAUGGUCUGUGGGGGUGAGGAGGAGAUCAUGCGGUAUAAUAGCGAGCUAGCUGCUCGGGGGGGACGGACGAUGGCCGAAACCCUGGGGACGGCUAUCUUGGAUAAUGCGGAGGGGAGUUUGACCAGGGGGUGUAGUAUGGUUAAUGUGCGAUUGCCGGUUGAUCCGGUGGGCAUGCUGGAGGAAGUUGGGGAGUGGAUUGCAAAGGCGCUGGUCAGGAGGCAUAGGACUUAUGUCCCGGUGUUUGUGCAUGCGGGACAGCUUUGGGUUAGGGUGAGUGCGCAGGUGUAUCUUGAUGAGGAUGAUUUCGUGUUCUUGGGGGAGGCUUUGAAGGGGCUUUGUGAUGAGGUUGGGGAUGGGGUGUUUUCUAGUCGGGCUUCACGCUUGUAG